This is a messenger RNA of Sphaeramia orbicularis (orbiculate cardinalfish), 4114 nucleotides long. RefSeq names its product membrane-associated ring finger (C3HC4) 2 (gene marchf2). The record is from RefSeq and is a predicted model, not a curated record. NCBI's taxonomy places the organism in Eukaryota, Metazoa, Chordata, Actinopteri, Kurtiformes, Apogonidae. Gene Ontology annotation, biological process: protein ubiquitination. Gene Ontology annotation, molecular function: ubiquitin-protein transferase activity; zinc ion binding. The coding region runs from base 513 to 1268 and encodes 251 amino acids. The transcript is spliced from 5 exons.
GUGAUGUUGCGGCGCGCGCCCCUCCCCAAUGCAAGCUGUUGUUAUUCACUAUCAGAUUUUAACUCGUCCGGAUUGUGUGUUUUUGUGCUCGCCUGGCCUGUCUGCCUACCGCAGAGGCAGACAGCUGAUGAUGAGCCUCUUGGGGAUAUUUAAAGCCCAGAGAAAGCGGAAGCCUGGCCUGCAGUGUAUUAUCAGCUGAGAACUAGCUAUAGCACAGUGCUGACUGCUGAACACAACAGCAUAUCAUUAGCUAGCUAGCUAGUAAUACUGCACUGUGACAAAUGCUGCUUCACACACAAAGAUUAAAAUGACAAGAGAGGGAAUUGCGAGGCUAAUAGGGAGGUAAUGUCUGCCGAAGGAAGACAUCUGUUAGAAGAGGACGUGAGUGAAUAAGAAACUAAACAUCCUGACCUGUGCAGAGCAGAUUUUGUAUUUUCUGCUCCCUAAGUCAACCCUCUGACCCUUUACACCCUCAACUCCAUCUGUACGGUCACUGGAUAGACUCUGUUGCCAUGACAACAGGCGGGUGUUGCCACCUGCCAGGCUCUCUGUGUGACUGUGCCAGCAGUACGGGUCUGUGGAAGAGUGUGGAAGAGGCCGGUGGUGAUGGGUGCCAGGCGCACUAUGUCACCCAGGUUACAGCUAUCGAUGGACGGCUGCUGUCGUCUGUUCUCAAACCCAUGAGCGCACAAAGUGAUGGUCCUAUUUGCCGAAUUUGCCAUGAAGGAGGAAACAGUGAGGGUCUCCUGUCCCCAUGCGACUGUACAGGGACAUUGGGUACUGUGCAUAAGAGCUGCUUAGAGAAGUGGCUGUCAUCUUCCAACACCAGCUACUGUGAGCUCUGCCACACAGAAUUCAGCAUCGAGCGCCGACCUCGGCCUCUCACAGAGGUAACAAAGUGGCUGCGGGAUCCAGGCCCUCGUAAUGAGAAGAGGACAUUGUUCUGUGACAUGGUGUGCUUCCUGUUCAUCACGCCUUUAGCAGCCAUUUCAGGCUGGCUGUGUCUAAGAGGGGCCCAGGACCAUCUUCAGCUGGGGAGCUGGCUGCAGGCAGUGGGCCUUAUCGCCCUAACCAUCGCCCUCUUCACCAUCUAUGUCCUCUGGACCCUGGUAUCUUUCCGCUAUCACUGUCAGCUGUACUCUGAGUGGAGAAGAACAAAUCAGAAAGUACGUCUGCUCAUUCCUGAAGCCAAGGAGUCACACUCUUCCCAGCAUUCCUUGCUCUCCACUAAAUUCAUGAAGAAGUCUGCCAACGAGAGUAUAGUAUGAGAUCAACUCCAGCCUUUUAAGAUGUUGAUUAUAGCGUCGUUUAGUGUAUGUGUGGGAGUGGAUUCUCCAAGCGUCGCGCCUGCCAGGUGGACUUUAAAGAAGCACUCGUGGGCUUGUUUGUUGCUUCUUUUUUUUCUUUGCCCCAUUUGUACUUUAUUUUCACAUCACACUUUUCCAAAUCUCUGCUCCCGUGGGUGCUUUCAUGAGCACAUCUGUCUCAUGCUGGUCACUGACCGAGCUUAUGCAAAGGCACCGAAGAAUGAAACAGCACAGUGACAUGUGCAGAGACCUUCACAAAGGCAUGGGGGUAGUCUUAAUAUGGUUGUAAUGACAUUAGCUCACAGUGAUUGUGGAAUAAGAAAUGCUAAAACUAAUGUGUUUAGUGGACUAAUGAUUGUUCUGCAGUUCAUCAGUGGUCCACAAAUAACUGUGUGCAGCGGAUCCAUUCACUGCUGUGGUUCAAUAAUGACAGAUACAUGUCAUAUCUGGGAAUGCACUUACCUACGUAGACCCUGCACAACAUUGCCCUUUGUGCAGUAAUUAUUGUGUGAUAUUCUAUUAAUCUGUUAUGGAAAAAUGACAAGAUUGGAGUUUUACCUAAUUUACAUUUCAAAAUCCAGAUAUGGAAUAUGUUGAAAUGAAACCUUUUUAAUUUUAACACAAGCCUUUUAGAGUCCUCUCCUCUAUGAAGGGGCGUCGGUAAAACAGUAAAACCAGAGAUUGUGCAAUAAAACACUGUGGACAUGGAGGCUUUAGCAGCAUUCAAAGAAGCCUCCGUCAACAUGCACAGGUCUGCAUGCAAGCACUGUUAAUAUUUCUUUGGAAAAGUUUUUUUUUUUUUUUAACUGUUAAUGUAUUGUAAAGUCAUUUUUAAACCACUUAAGAAUGAACAGAUUUACUAUUCCUACCGACGUAGGCUUUAAGUGUCCUCGUAGAGGUUCUUGUACUAUCAGCACUUAACAAGUAGGUCUUUAUAUUUAUAUCGAUCAGCUGAAAACUCCAUCAAAAGAGCUUUUAGAGGAACAUUUUCAAGUGUUGUUUGGUGGUUGGUGCAGUGUAACUUAUGCAUCCUUCUAAUGGCCUGUUGAAGUAUCUGAUUAUUAGCUUUUUCUUGUGUGUAUUUGGUUUUGAAAUAAUACACAUCACUGUAUGUGUGUGUUUUCAUGAUAACAUCAAGAAUCAGGGACAUGGAAACUUCCUGCAAGCUUUUAUUAUUGAAGUGACAUGUACAAUUAUUUCUCAGAUGGAGAUUAUUUUCUGUGCUGUUCCCAGUCACGCAGACGUAAAGAUCACCCACCAAUGACUGUUAGGGUGGAUCUGUUAUGCACAAAGGCCAAAUGUGAGGACAGCUCUGUUCCGUUUUUUUAAGCAGGCCAAUUAAUGCUUAUGUGCUUUUCUUUGUCUAUUUUAGUGUCCACUUGGAUGUCGUCUCUUUAGGGAGUAACUUUGCCCUCAUGACAUUUUGAUGUUACAGACCAGUCUCAGUUGAAACUCUCUGUUGUGGAUGUUCAGGAGCACACUCACUCAUUCUGUACGUAGUAGUUUGGUGCAAUUUCUAAAGGCCUCUCUACCAGUGAGACGGGGUGGUGUUUUUGUCUGCUUCUCGUUUCUCAUAGUGGCAGAAAAACAAACUCAGGUCUUACUGGCUGAGUCAAACCGUGGUCAAAUUCAUCUAGUUUCCUUCAUUCCAUUAACUUGAAACGGUUAAUUGUUACCGUUUACGUACUGUGGGAUUUCCCCAGACAAAGCAGGCUGAAGAUGAACACUUCAGGACUUCAUAAAAGAGAAUAUUUUUGACUCUAAUGGCUAAUUUUCAUUAAUGGUGAUCACAGUAAUCAUUGUCAUACUAUGAUUAGAGUUUGUUUUCGAUGUGAUUUUUCUCUUAGAUAGACCCGUUCAUUUACAGUGGUAUUCAAUAUUGAUUCAGUAUAUAAUCGUAUUUCACCUAUGGCUUACAGGGGCCAAAAGUCUGUAUUUUAUGCACAAUUUUAAGCCUUUUAUUUAUGAUACAUUUGCUUUAUAACAAUCAGGUUUGACCAGUAUUUUAGUUGAAGUAAGUUACGAUAAUGUCACAGAUUGUGAUGUGUUAAGAACCAUGUUUCUGUUUGACUGCUGACAGUGUGGCAUUAAAUUUACCUGUAUUUGUCACAUUAUUUUCUUUCUCGGCUUCUUGUUGACACUAUUGCUACUGUUUUCCUCAUUUGGCUUCUGGUGGGUUGAUGCUGCCCCAGUUAAUCAUUUGUUUGUGUUUUUAACUGAUCUCAAAACAAAGGAUUAGAUCCUGCAAUACUACACCCGGGGUUUGUCUGCUUUACAGGCUUAUGAGUCACUCGAUCAUCAGUGUGUUUAUCGUUUGUUAUCAACCAGGCUUUACCCCAUGAAGUGUCAGGGGAAGUGAUGAAAAAAACAAAACAAAAAAAAACAGGUGCAGCCAUCUCACAGUAUGUGAGGAAAAGAAACAACAGAAUUUUUAGUAAAUUCUGCAAAAGAAGGAAGUUUAUUUUCUGAACUGCUCCAUUAAACCGGUCAUGACAUUUCCAGAGGUUUUUCUAGUAUUAAUACACAAUACAAUCCAUAAAGGGAUUUUUUAACACACUAUUUAGAUGUCAAUGUUACUCAUAUUUUGUUAACUAACAUUUUGUAGUCUUUACAUAUUUUCUGGGGUGGGUAUGAUGAUUAAUAUGUAUCAUUUGUAAUUUCUGUUGCAAUUCAGAAGUAUUCACAUUUUUUAAAUACUGCGAUGUUGUAUAAAGAACGAUGUCUUCACCAAAAUACUGGUACCUGCGAUCAGCCAAGAAAUGUUUGCAAAGCAAAUAAAACAUAACAAUGACUGAAUGGUUGAACCA